GAGCACGGAAACCUGCACAGAUCUCUCCAGCAGAAGGAGAAUCCGCGGAGCAGCAGCGGUAGAUGAAAGCAAAGAGAAGGAACACGGCCUCAGCCAUGUCCACGUCGCUGAGAGUGAGCCCGUCGGUGCACGGCUACCGCUUCGACACCGCGCUGCGCAAGAAAGCCGUGGCCAACAUCUUUGAGAGAGUCGAUGAGGAGUCGUUGCAAAAGCUCUUCAAGCACUCCGGGGACAAAAAGGCAGAGGAGAGAGCCAAGAUCAUCCUCGACACUGACCAGGACGUGGAGGAGAAAGCGAGAGCGCUAAUGGCUCUGAAACAGAGGAGGAAAGACAAGCUCCUCCAGUUCCUGAAAUUCCCCAAAUACUCCAUCAAAGUGCACUGAGCUGGAGGGAGCAGCCAUGGAGGAGAACGUUUUGGGACGAGGCUGCCACAGGCAGCACACUCCAUGCUGGGCGCUGCUGGGAUGCUCAUGUGCCCGGUGCUGCCGGCAGGAUGCUGCGUGCCCGGUGCUGCAGGUGGGAUAGGACGCUGCCGUGCCCAGUGCUGCAUGCCCGGUGCCCAGUGAUGGUGCCUGGUGGGAGAGAACCACCUCACCCCAUCCCACAGCACCGCAGCAGCGAGAUGAGCCAACUGCACCCAUUUGCUUCGCCUGCCUGAACUCUUACCUGAAGUUUGAAACUUUCCAAGCCUCGCUGUUGUCUGCAGAACGGAGAGACCAGACAUUGAUCAGCUCCUGAUCAUCCCUCAUUCUGCAUUUGUUGAAAUGCAUCAAAGUGCAUCGUGUGACUGCAACACAUUCAGCCUUCAGGGAAUGCACUGCCCUAUGGACACUGCGACUGUGCCUUUUCUUUCUGUGCAUGCAUUAAGAACUGUUUGCACAAAAGCAAUAAUAAUGACAAAUUUCCCUGAAUUUACUGUGAAUUGCCUUAAUAUUUUUGUUCACUUCCCAUUAACAUGAAUAUUUAAACACCGUAAUUGCAGUUCAUAUUUGUAUUGAUUACAUUCGAUAUUAGACAACUACUUCAUGGUAUUAUUUUAUGGCAACGUUGUCAUGAUUUUGACUAUAAUUUAUUUCAUAUGGCAACCUGAAAUUUAAUAAAUUAUAAUGUAAAUAUAA
Coturnix japonica (Japanese quail) is the source of this 1118-nucleotide messenger RNA. It is a transcript of the gene TCIM, whose product is annotated as transcriptional and immune response regulator. Gene Ontology annotation, cellular component: cytosol; nucleus. The record is from RefSeq and is a predicted model, not a curated record. Lineage: Eukaryota; Metazoa; Chordata; Aves; Galliformes; Phasianidae. Gene Ontology annotation, molecular function: Notch binding. Gene Ontology annotation, biological process: endothelial cell activation involved in immune response; negative regulation of Notch signaling pathway.